Molecule: messenger RNA, 1221 nt
Organism: Colletotrichum fioriniae
Lineage: Eukaryota; Fungi; Ascomycota; Sordariomycetes; Glomerellales; Glomerellaceae
Molecular function (GO): FAD binding
Source: RefSeq, a predicted model, not a curated record
AUGGCUGGUGCGUCCAACGCUCAGGACGGUAUCACCAUCUCCUUCCAGAACAUGAAGAGCAUCACGCUCUCUGCCGACAAGAAGAUUGCUUCAAUCCAACCUGGCAAUAUUUGGGGUGAUGUAUACCGCGAGCUUACAAAGUCUGACCUAAACGUCAUCGGUGGUCGAAUAUACGACAUCGGUGUAGGAGGACUAACUACUGGAGGGGGCAUCUCCUACUUCUCUAACCUCCACGGCUGGGCUUGUGAUAAUGUCGAAAGCUACGAUGUCGUCACCGCUACCGGUGCUAUCAUCCGAGCAUCAGUCACCCAGUUCGCGGACCUGUACUGGGCCCUGCGUGGCGGCGGCAACAACUUCGGCCUCGUAGUCAGCUUCAACCUCCGGACCAUCUCGCUCCCAGGCGGUAAGAUGUGGGGCGGUUCCCGAACCUAUCUCGAAGAUUCGUUCCCUGCGCUCUCUGGGGCUUACGCCAACUUUAUUGCCAACGCGGAAAGGGACCCCAAGGCUGGCCUGUGGCACGUAUACGCCUACUUCAACGGCACCAAGCUCUCGCUCCCGACCCUGUAUUAUGCCGAGCCUGACGGCGGCGAUGCCGACAUCUUUUCCGAAUGGAACGCUAUUCCCGCCAUCUCUGAUACGACGCAGAACCGCAUCAUUGCUGACUGGGCCGCAGAAGGAGCCCAGGGUUCACCGCCGGGCCCGCGGGAGAUUUAUUCCGUUAUUAGCAGCAAGGCCGACAAGGGGCUCGUUGAUGCCGCGCAGGAAAUUUACUUUGAGGAGGUUCUUGCCGUGACGGAUCUGCCCGGCGUUCUUCCUACUCUGGUGUUCCAGGGCAUCACCAUUCCGAUGUUGAAGCACAUGCAGCAGAACGGGGGCAAUGCGCUGGGUCUCAAUGUCGAAGACGGCCCGUUCUAUAUCAUUCUGCUCUCCAUAAUGUGGAGCAACGAAGAGGACGACGACAAGAUUUAUUCUUUCGCCUCAACAGUCAUGGAAAGAACCAAUGAUGAAGCCAAGGCGCGGGGGCUGGAGAACGACUACAUCUACAUGAACUACGCCGCACAGUUCCAAGAUGUAGUCAGUGGAUACGGCGCGGAGAACAAAGCUAAGCUUAAGAGUAUUGCGAAGAAGUACGAUCCCAAGGAGGUCUUCCAGAAGCUUCAGCCCGGGUACUUCAAGCUGGAUCGUGCUCCGGUCCCAAGUUCCAAGUACUUCAACUGGUAG